AUGUCGCAGGGCUGGUUGCAUCAUGGGAGCAUCGGAGCCGCGUCUUUAGCCAUCGCCGACAUUCGAACAAGCGCCCUCCUCAGCCCUAAAGCCAACAAGGCAUCCAGAUUCUCGUCCGGCUCUCCUCUGCCAUUUGCCGAAUUCCUGGCUACAGUAACAAACAGACACAUUGGCGCCAUGUCUGAAGACUCUCCUCAAGCGGACAACUCGCCCGAGGCCAGCCUUAGAGCCAAGGGCAGCAUUAGCGGUCCCUUUGCUGCCGGAGGUCCCUCGCCGAACCCCCGGUCGUGCGUGACAUGCCGCAGACGAAAGGUCAAGUGCGACAAGAGACACCCUUGCUCCAACUGUACUCGCGCCAAAAUAGAAUGCAUCUUUCCUGGACCCGGUCGCGCCCCGCGCAAGAGUCGAAAGCCAGCAGAUGCGGAGCUCUUGGAACGACUGCGCCGCUUGGAGGGCGUCGUGUCGAGCUUGAAUGCCCAGGUCGAGGAACAUGAACAGGAGGCGGCCGAGAGGGAGAAGGGGUCCGAAGCAGGCCACCCGGAAUGCCCGUUCUCCAACGGCAAGACGAAUCCAAAUGACGCUUCAGAACCAAGAGUCGUUUUGGAUAAUAGCGUAGAGGGGCUGGAGAACCGCUUUGGCAGGCUCGUGGUCGAGAAGGGCAGGAGCCGAUAUAUUAACAACAGCUUCUGGGCCAGUCUCAACAACGAGGUCCGUUGGGUGGAAGACCUCAAGUCUGUGCUGAUCGAACCCUCCGACGACGAAGACGAGGCGCAUUCUCCGAAUUCGUCCAAUCCUUCUUCGCAGCACCAAGGCUUCGUCUUCGGAUACAGCUCUUCCAAUGUGGACAUGCAAACGCUGCAUCCUCUCGAAAUGCAAGCGCAUCAGUUCUGGCUUGCGUUCAAAGAGAACGUCGACCCCCUCGUCAAAGUCCUACACAUCCCCACCUUUGAGCCUGUCUUCUACAACGCCGUGGCACACCCAGACAAAGUCCCCAAGACCCUGGAGCCGCUACUGUUCGCAGUCUACUACGGUGCCGUGACGAGCACGACCCCCGAAGAGUGUCGUGAGCGCUGGGGGGAAGAUCGCACAACCAUGCUGAACAGGUACCGCUUUGGUCUGGAACAAGCCCUCGCACGGGCAAACUUCCUGUACUGCGACGAAAUUGUCAUUCUCCAGGCCUUCAUCAUCUUCCUCAUCCUUCUCCGACGAAACGACGAUGCGCGCAAGAUUUGGACUCUUACCGGGCUGGUGGUGCGCAUCGCACAGACGCUGGGCAUACACCGAGACGGGACUCAUUUCAAGCUCCCGCCUUUCGAGAUUGAGUCGCGCAGGCGCCUUUGGUGGCAGGUGUGCAUACUUGAUGCCCGUUCGUCUGAGGAUCAUGGCUGUGACCCUACCAUCGUCGAGGCCCAGUACGAUACAAAAAUGCCUCUCAACGUGAACGAUGACGACCUCCACCCAGACAUGACCGAGUUCCCGGAGGAACGCACCGGCUUCACCGACAUGACGUUCUGUCUAUUGAGGUUCGAAGUCGCUAGCAUCUUCCGCCGCAUCCUCUAUAUCCCACCCGGACCGAACAGAUGCAACGAGUUCUUCGCGAGCCUCUCUAUCGCGGAGAAGGAGAAGUGGAUUACCGAGUGCCACCAGAGAUUGGAAGCGAAAUACCUGACCAACAUGGACAUGACAAUACCGCUGUGUUGGGUGACGGCAACAAUUUCAAGGUUGAUCAUGAGCAAAAUGUGGUUGAUUGUCUAUCAUCCACAUCAGCGUAAAGACGGCGGUGCCACACUCCCACAAGAGACCAAGGAUAAGCUCUUCAUUACUUCCCUUGAGAACAUUGAAUACUCCAUUCUCCUUGAAACCGAAGCGCGAACAAUGAAGUGGGGCUGGCUCUUCCGGACAUACGUCCAAUGGCAUGCAGUAGCUUUUCUCCUUUCUGAGCUAUGCGUACGCACCAAGGGCGAGGCAGUCGAGCGCGCAUGGCGUGCGCUUGAAGCUACCGCAGGCCGAUGGUGGUUCCCACUCAAUGAUACAUCGCCACAUCGUUCUGGUCGAGGACAAGGCUGUUUGUGGAACCCAUUACGGAAGCUCCUCUUGAAGGCAAAGGCUGCGCGAGAGAGGGAGCUGGCUCUUGACCGAGCAAGCAUGGCCCUCCGUGAUGGUCAGAUGAUAUAUCCUGGAAACUUCUCCAAUGGUUUCUCGGCUGGAUUAGGCGACGAGCCGACUGAGGCGCAACGAUCCACAUAUGCCGAGAUUAAUGGUGUUCCGCGAAGCGUUGCCUCCAGUCCUGGCCAAGACUUUGUGAAUUUGAGCAAUUUCGGUCUUGACAGCGUUCUAAAAGACGUCGUGGGUGGCAUGGACAUAUAUGGCAACUCCACCUACGACUAUCCAACUCAGCGCGAGGUCAACGCAGCGCCUGGUCUGACCAACCAAAUGGCAUCCAAUGGAUUUCCCAUGGAAACAAAACCCGCGCAGGCCAACACGGUGAAUUCCACGGCUACGGCUCUCAACGCUGCGCACGGAACCUUUGGCGAUCCAAUGUUCGGCAACGUCGACUUCGGCACCAUGCCCGUACCCAAUGGGCAAUCAAACGGAUCUCCUAUGGAAGACGGACACGUAGACUGGCAGGUAUGGGACGACAUGGUGGCACAGUACGGCAUGGAUGUGCAAAUGGCAAAUCCCAACACCAAUCCUGCAAGCAACAUGGGCUUGACGAAUUGGUUCUGA
This is a messenger RNA of Parastagonospora nodorum SN15, 2727 nucleotides long. RefSeq lists its product as hypothetical. The coding region runs from base 1 to 2727 and encodes 908 amino acids. The transcript is spliced from 6 exons. Gene Ontology annotation, biological process: DNA-templated transcription; regulation of DNA-templated transcription. The record is from RefSeq and is a predicted model, not a curated record. Gene Ontology annotation, molecular function: DNA binding; DNA-binding transcription factor activity, RNA polymerase II-specific; zinc ion binding. NCBI's taxonomy places the organism in Eukaryota, Fungi, Ascomycota, Dothideomycetes, Pleosporales, Phaeosphaeriaceae.